Messenger RNA from Trichogramma pretiosum, 3990 nucleotides. RefSeq lists its product as uncharacterized. The coding region runs from base 688 to 2289 and encodes 533 amino acids. Gene Ontology annotation, molecular function: 1-phosphatidylinositol-3-kinase regulator activity. The transcript is spliced from 4 exons. Gene Ontology annotation, cellular component: phosphatidylinositol 3-kinase complex. Lineage: Eukaryota; Metazoa; Arthropoda; Insecta; Hymenoptera; Trichogrammatidae. Gene Ontology annotation, biological process: phosphatidylinositol phosphate biosynthetic process; intracellular signal transduction. The record is from RefSeq and is a predicted model, not a curated record.
AUAGAGAGAGAGAGAGAGAGAGAAAAAGCUGCAGGCCUGCAUAUUACACCUUGUGUGCAUGUAUGUACGUGUGCGCCAACUGCAUUGUGUGCGCUUCCAAACAGCUGCACAGAUAGCUCUUGUGUGCCUUCUUUGCUCUAGUUGCUUCUUUCUCCUCUCUCCUCGUGCUCCUUGAGACCCUUCAUCUUUUCUCUCGGCUUUCCUUCGGCCUGCGAAUCUACUCUCGAGUGCUCUGUGCAGUGAAUAAACCUUUCGUCUGUGCAUAUAUAUAUAUGUGUGUGUACCUAUACUGAGCGAUGCAACAAGCGCAUUCAACGCGUCGAGUCUCUUUGUAAACUGGCUCGCUACAAAAAUCCAAUCGAGCCAUUUCGUUGCUCCUUUUCUUUUUUGCUUUUUAACGUACGAUUAGAACGCCCACAUAUAUAUAUUUAUUCGCGCGUCGUGUAACGCUCAACGUUCGAGAUUCGAGAAACGACCGCGAGUCCAGUGCUUAAACGCAAGCUCGAGUAAAAAAGUGCAAACAAGUCCAGUGCAUCGAUAAUUGUGCAUCGCAGAUAAUUUUCAUUAUCGUACUGAUCGAGUCACUCCAAAAGGACCAUUGCAAUAGUCAAACUGGCUGACUCGAAGGAAAAUAACAACGAGGACUUGGAUGGCGAAGACUGCAGUUACGAGGACAUCGAUUCCGCAAUGAUGAAGGAAUUCGAGGACACUCAAGCUGACAACGGCAGCAACAUAUCAUUGUUCUUCACAUGUUCGAGGUGUAGUCAAGUCGUCAAUGUACACGCCUGCAUUUGCAGCGCGGAAUACAACUACGACUUCUAUGACAGCGAUGAGGUUGCCAGUAGUAUCUACGGUAGCGACUGUGGCUACAGCGACAACACUAGCCUAGACGAAUAUAUGUCAACCACCUCACAGGAGCCUAAUAUUACUCGUUUGUCCUGUGAAGUAUCGGUGGAUCCUCCUACUACCAAAAUUUCAAGCCAAACGAAAAUCUUGUCUGGCGGGGGAAUAAUCUUGUUCAACGAUUGUCCACCCACCACUAGCUUCGACGGAGAUCCUGAAGCCGGAAUGCACCUCGUCAACGUACAACGAGUACACAUUAAAACCUUUUCGUCUGGUGGUGAUUGCUUGGUCAAGCAAAAACCCGUUGAGGAACAACCGCUCAUCAGUGGCAAGGAUCUGGAAUCUUUGUGCCGUAUGAUACAACUACCGCCUACAUUUAUUACUACUAUACCUUGUACAGUGGAUGAUGAAAACUCAACUGAAACGAGCUACUGUGGAACGACUUCAGCAAUAUUCAUUACUCCUGAAACUUGCGUAAGUUCAGAAACUUCUAAAGUCCCUGAAGUCUCUGAAGUCUCUGAAGUUUCUAAAGAUUCUUCAUCACCAGAUAAAAUCAAUAUGUGCACCGAAAAUCACAAUUGCUGUAGUAAAGAAAACAAUAGUUAUAACGAAAAUAAUAGCAAUAGUUGCUGUCGCAGUCAUUGCAAUGUCAAUUGCUGUGAUCACUCAAUAUGUCACAAAGUUAUCUCUAGUAUACUAGCCUGUCGAAAUAUCAAUGCCUGCUGCUGGUGUAGCAAAGGGUAUCAGUCAAAUGAUAUGAACGACAACGGCAAUUCGAACAAAUGCGUUUAUGCAAAGCGCACUAUUCCGUUUUGUCAUUUCUUCGGCGGUGGAAUCAUAAAUUUCGAUGAAUUCACGAUAGCGAUGCAUUGGAUUUCACCCCCGGGCGACAGUGAAAUGAGAAUUCUGACGGAACCCGAAAUUGCAAGACUUAAGGAUAUCAAAAAAACUCUACUUGCGAGUGGAUGGUAUUACGAAAAUUUCACAUGGAGUCAAGCGGACGUUUUACUUAAAAAUGCACCUAUAGGAAGAUGGUUAUUGCGCGACAGUAGCGAUAAAAGGUUCACCUUUUCUUUAUCGAUAAAGACGACAUCCGGACACAUUGCCGUUAGGAUAUCAUACGUGAAUGGUUGUUUCAGUUUUGAUACCAUUCUGCAUCCAGGUUGGAACAAAGUACCAAUAUUUCCAUGCCCAAUUAGAAUGAUUGAACAUUAUAUUGCCUACUCUAAAAACCCAACUGGCCGAUAUCAAAGUGUUUGGGUAGGUUAUUAUGGUGAAAUGCAUUCAAAAAUGUGCCUAGAAGAACCUAUUUUGAAGAGUGUUCGGUCUUUAUCUCAUCUAUCAAGAAUAUCCGUUUUCAAGAAUCGCAAAAUAUUGUCUUCACAAAUACAGAAAUUACCUCAACGUGUAAAAGCUUAUAUCGAGGAAUAUCCUUAUACGAUGUGAAAAGAGUGUUUUCCAAAGGAUUUAGAAAGGAAUAUAAGAGUGAAUGAUGUGGAAGGUGCGAUUUGUUUGAAAUUAUUUGAGAAAAUAGUUUCCUUUGCAUCAGCAUAUGAAUAUGUUUUUUAGAACGAGUUAAAAAUAUAUGUAAUAAAUAUAAGUCCUUUCUAGUGAGAGAUUGAAUGUUUUGAGUAACUCACUUUAUGUAUUAACUAUUCUAGAAGAAAAAAUAUCUAGUCUAACUUACGCAAGUAAAAACUUAAAGUAGAAAGUAGUAGAUUAUCUCUUUUAAAAUCAGUUAUUUUGGUUUUUUUUUUAAAUUAAAGUUAAAUUAUUUACUGUGAUAUGUUUUAUUUUAAAAUAUAUCACAUGGAAAUACCUUCAAAUUAAAAGCAACUACUUUCUACAAAAAAAUUUACAACAUACAUGAAACAUUUUUUCAGUAUUUUAAGUUUUUGCUUAUUAAAACUAUAAUACUUUCAUUUCAAAUCCCGAAGCUUAUAUGUAUUAAAAUUGAAUUUAAAUUAUGCUGUGCAGAGGAAACUUGCAUCAGAUCGUAGAUUUUGACCAAAUAGAAUUAUUUUUUAAUACGAAUUAGAGAUCUUUUUAAAUUCGUGUGUUUAAAGAUAGGAAAAAUUAAAAAAGAUAAAUUGCAUUUUAAACGAUUGAAUGGUAUUUUCAAACGAAAUCGUUAUUUUUAAUGAUGCAUUCAUGAUUUUAUUGCUUUGUUUAUUUUUCUAUUCAUUUGAUUAAUGUACAGUACAAAGUAAUUUACGUGAAUUGUAAAUAACAAUUUCAUCUUAGAGAAUUGAACCGUAUUUUUCUAUGAAUAUGUCAAACUCUGAGUAAAAAAAUAGAAAAAUUAUUUUAUUACUAUAGAACGUUAUUCUCAGAGUAAUUUAAGCUUUAUAAAAAUUUUCAUCAAUGCCAAUUAUUUAAUAAAAUCCACCUAGCUAGAAAGAAAAUACUUUUAUGCGAGUAUUAGUAAUAAAUUUAGAAUAAUAAAAUUGAUUAAAUUUACUUAUUAAUAGAAUCGAAUUAACCAUUCUUUAUGGUUUUCACUGAUUCUUACACAAUUGAUUAACUUCAAUUGAAUAAUAUGAUAUUUCAAGUUAAAUAUUAAUUUUGUAAUUGCCAAAACUCGUCAAUCGCACAGUUAAGAUUCAAAAUAAAGUUUCUCCGAAUGAAAAGUUAACUUCGUAUUUAGCUAUUGAUAACAAUGUGUUUGUUUUGUGUAAGUAGAAAAAUUUGAUUUAUGCGUAAAAGUUGUGUUACAUGUGCGUGACUGUUUUUUGUACUCUUAAUAUAAUUGAAUGUUGCACAUAGGUUUUUGUACUGUUUCUAUAUUAGAAACCAGAAAACGUUUUGUUUGGAGCAUGGCUCUAGUAAUUAUUUUUCAAACAACCGAUUCGCAGCGAAUUAAGCGAACUUGAUUAAUGGUAUAAAAAAUGUAUAUAAUAUAGCUAUAAUGAAUUAUAUAUUUAUUGAAUUGUACUAUAUUAUUUGGUUUAUAAAUAUUUUGGACGAUAGUCAAAAAAAAUUAUAUACAAGAGACUGACCAGGCGCCUUCAACUGCCAAUUUUUUAAAAUAUGUUCGUUUUUGCAUUAAACGAUCGAUUUGCAUACUUUGUUUUUACCAUUGAACAUGAUUAAAAAAAAAUGUUCAUAAUUAAAAAGAAAUAAAUCAUAAAACUAUUUAUUAAAUCA